ACAGAUAAAACUAUAAGCCCUCAAUUAGGGUUUUUGGGUUCAAAGCGAACAACAAUGGUGUUAUCAAACAAGAAGCUAAAGCAGAAGCUGAGAGCUGUGAAGGCUGAGGCUUUAGUAUCCAAAGUGUCUAAUGGACCCGAACGAGAUAGCAAAAACGGAUCUUUAGGAAACCCAGAGUCGAACUCGCAGCUUCAAGAGCUUCUAGAGGCAGCAAAACAGAGACAAAGAUUGUCAAAGAGAGAACAAAGAAGAAAGACUCAAUCGUUACAAGGGAUUGAUAGUGAAAACAAGAGCCAAGCUGGUGAUAAUGGUGAAGAGGACAAGAAAGUUGAAGACAUAAGGGAAGGGGAUUUGUUAGUGGGUGAGGACGGUGAUGGUGAAAGUAGUGAAAAGAAGAUAAAGACGAAGAAGAGGAAGAGAAAGAGGGAGGAGGGAGAGAGUGAAAAGAAGGGUUUAGAGGAAGACGUAGAAGUGAAGGAGGCAAAGAAGGCGAAAAAGAAGAAGAAGAAGAAGAAGAAGAAGAAGACUAAGAAGAAGACGAAGGCAAAAACUGAGGAGGAGAAGGCCGGUGGUGAGGCAGAAGGGGUUGUAGAGGCAGCAAAAGUGGCCGGAGAAAGUAAAAUAAGUGAGGAUAUUGCUGACAGAGUUUAUGUCGGAGGCAUUCCAUACUAUUCGACUGAGGAUGACAUUCGUAGUUUCUUCGAAGGCUGUGGUACCAUAACCGAAGUUGAUUGUAUGACAUUUCCUGACAGUGGGAAGUUUAGGGGAAUUGCCAUCAUUAGUUUCAAGACUGAAGCUGCUGCCAAACGAGCCUUGGAUCUUGAUGGAUCUGACAUGGGCGGGUUUUAUCUGAAAAUUCAGCCUUACAAGACAACUAAAGUCAACAAGGAACCCAAUUUUGCACCAGGAAUUGUGGAGGGUUACAACAGGAUCUAUGUUGGAAAUUUGUCUUGGGAUAUAACUGAAGAUGACCUGAAGAAAUUUUUCUCAGAUUGCAAAAUAUCAUCUAUACGUUUUGGUAUGGACAAGGAAACAGGGGAAUUCCGUGGUUAUGGCCAUGUUGAUUUUUCUGACAAUGACUCGCUGGUGAAGGCACUAAAGUUGGACCAGCGGAUUGUCUGCGGGAGACCCAUCAAGAUAAGCUGUGCGGUUCCAAAGAAGGGAGGAAAACUCCAGGAAAACCAAAAUCAAAUAGUUGAAGAAGCAAAAAUUCAAUCAACUGCUAUGCCUAUGAUUACAAGUGAUGAAGUUAAUAACGGUGUGCCAAGCAUUAGCAGUGGUAAGAUUAAGAGGAGGACCUGCUAUGAGUGUGGUGAAAAGGGGCAUAUUUCUACGGCUUGCCCAAAGAAGCUAACUGCUGAUCCAACAGAUUCCAAUACAAGUUAAAUAAGUGGGGAUUCUUUUCCCUUUUUUUUUAAUUUGUUUUUUUUUCUUAUUUACUCAGCUAGGCAAAGAGUUUUACUUAUUUUUUUUUAUAAAAAUUUGUUGGAACUCUUUGACGUCUCAUCAGUUUGGACGAGUCAUAGACGCUAGCUGUUACAUUUUUGUAUUCCAAGUUCAUCUGUUAAAUCAGUCGAAUUGAAUGCCCUGGAUCAUUACUCAAUGUUUUUUCGUUAAAAUUCAAUAUCAAAUUCCGUUGCUCA
This is a messenger RNA of Populus trichocarpa (black cottonwood), 1643 nucleotides long. Its product is annotated as phragmoplastin interacting protein 1. Lineage: Eukaryota; Viridiplantae; Streptophyta; Magnoliopsida; Malpighiales; Salicaceae. Gene Ontology annotation, molecular function: zinc ion binding; RNA binding. The record is from RefSeq and is a predicted model, not a curated record. The transcript is spliced from 4 exons. The coding region runs from base 55 to 1386 and encodes 443 amino acids.